CGGCCAACGACCAUCGACCAUCGAGCAACGCCCAACAUCCAUUGACAAACACCCACCUCCUCGACCAUCAACUACCGCACCCGCGCCCGCCAUGUCCGUCAUCCGCCCGUUCGAGGCGACAGACGUACUCCGCUUCACGAGCGUGCAGGCAGACCCGUGGACGGCCACAUACCACAACGGAUACUACGCGAGCUAUGUCGCGCAGUGGCCCGACUUUUGCGUGUCUGCGAGCGGCGCAUUUGAUGACAACGUCGGCGCUUACAUGAUCGCCAAGCACGAGCCCCCACCACCCGACACGCAACAUCACGGGCACUUGACAGCCAUGUCGAUCUGCCCGCGCAUGCGUGGAACGGGUCUCCCGCGCGUAUUCAUGGCCAUUCUCGAGCGCCUGUCGUCGGACGGCUCGGAAGGUUGGCCCAGCCCGGAAAAGGACCCGACAGACUGCGUGGAUGCCUGGUUCGUGGACCUCUUUGUGCGGUGCAACAACCACCGCGCGAUCGACAUGUACGAGAAGUUCGGGUACAGCGUGUACCGGCGAGUAGUAGACUAUUAUCACCGGAUGGAGGGUGCGGGGGCGUCGCGCGACGAGUUAGACGGCUUCGAUAUGCGCAAGUCGAUGCCGCGAGACACGGGAGGGAGGUACGUCCGAGCAAACGGGCGCGAUACGCUCGUAACCCCAGAUCAGGUGUGGGCAUAGUUUAUCUGCAUAGCAUUGUAUCGUAGUUGCGAAGCAUAGAGUAAAGUUGUGUGGUAAGCUCGGUUUAAAGAUGGAAGUCAACGGGAAACGA
Cutaneotrichosporon oleaginosum is the source of this 788-nucleotide messenger RNA. RefSeq lists its product as uncharacterized. Gene Ontology annotation, molecular function: protein-N-terminal amino-acid acetyltransferase activity. Lineage: Eukaryota; Fungi; Basidiomycota; Tremellomycetes; Trichosporonales; Trichosporonaceae. Gene Ontology annotation, cellular component: NatB complex. The record is from RefSeq and is a predicted model, not a curated record. Gene Ontology annotation, biological process: N-terminal peptidyl-methionine acetylation.